This is a messenger RNA of Eutrema salsugineum, 1035 nucleotides long. RefSeq lists its product as uncharacterized. Bases 1 to 1035 code for a protein of 344 amino acids. Lineage: Eukaryota; Viridiplantae; Streptophyta; Magnoliopsida; Brassicales; Brassicaceae. The record is from RefSeq and is a predicted model, not a curated record. The transcript has a single exon.
AUGAACGACGACGCGAAGGGAGGUAAUCAGAGGAGAAGAGCUCGUCAGAUCGACGGGGAAGACGAUCGGACAACGAAUCGUCGCCGUCAAGCAAACGAACCUCGAAUCGACGCCGCACAGGAUGACGACGACGCACCCCUUCCUCUUUCUCUAAGCUUAGGCCCAGCAUCAUAUUAUUCCUCUCAGAUCUCGCCGACGACGACGCCACCGCUUCAUGUAGCACCACCACCGUCUUUUGCUCGGCCUAUGACAACGUGGCCGUCAACUGAUUUCACGGCGCGGUUCGCUUCGCAGCCUCAUCGGUAUUUCAUGACGUCGCCGCCGUUAAUGGCUCCGUCUUUCUACCAGACUGGAUCUCGAGGAUCGUCACAGAUGCAGCCACCGUUUAAUCCGUCGAUUGAUUUCUUCCCGCACUCAGCUUUCGCUCCUCCGUCGAAUAAUCAAACCUCGGCGAGACCGGUGAGACCGAUAACCUCCGCGGUUGAGUCACGGCGAGGUUACAGAUCACAGUCCAGCGGGAAUCGGAAAGACGAUACGAUUCCGCCGCCGUUUCCAUGGGCGACGAAUAUACGAGGGAGGAUACAAAGCAUGGAGAAUCUCGAAUCGAAACAGAUCACUACAAUCACUGGAGAGGUUCAAUGCAAGCACUGUGAGAAAGUGUAUCAGGUGAGUUACAAUCUGAGGGAGAAAUUCACGGAGGUCGAGAACAUUUUCGCGGCGUACAAAAGGAUAAUGAGAGAACGAGCUCCUCCGAAUUGGACGAACCCGGAGGCGGCGAGAUGCGAGCUCUGUGGCAGGGAUAAGGCGGUGAAACCGGUGAUUGCAGAACGUAAGCAUAAGAUUAAUUGGUUGUUUUUGCUUUUGGGACAAACUUUGGGUUAUUGUACAUUGGAGCAGCUCAAGAAUUUCUGUAAACAUUGCAAGAGUCACAGGACUGGAGCUAAAGAUCGUGUGCUUUACUUGACGUAUCUGGGUCUUUGCAAGAUGCUUAAGCCUAACGGUGAGCUCUUUAACCGUGAUAGCUCUAAGCGGUGA